CAAUAGAUGUUCUUCAUCAUCUAGGCCUUGUGAAAGAUGUUCAACAGCCCUCGGAGACAACGGUGCCUUCAACAUCAUCUCUGUUACCUCAGGGUGUUCGUCUGACUGUAUCAGGAGUUGUACUAACUGGUGAUGCAUAUAUCGAGUCCCCGAUCACUCAAGUCAUACCAUCAAAUCUAGGGCAUCAGUUCACCAUAUUGGUUGGGUUGUACUCUUACAGAGUAAAUAAUGCUUUCCUUUUCAGUAUUAGGAACAAAAGUAGGCUGCAGUUUGGUGUCCAGCUGCUACCGAGAAAGGUAGUGGUGUACACUGGAGGGAAGCAGUCUGUACACUUUGAUUACAGUGUGCAUAAUGAACGAUGGCAUUCAUUUGCCAUUGACAUCAGAGGCAAGACUGUCUCAAUAUUCGCUGAGUGUGGAAAGAAGUACUAUAGCAAGGAAGUACUUUCUGAUGUGGAGACCUUUGAUUUGGAUGGUUUAUUUACCCUGGGAAGGAUGAACUCCCACUCUGUCAGCUUUGAAGGAGUUAUAUGUCAGCUAGAUAUUAUUCCUUCUGCAGAAGCCUCUGCAAACUAUUGUAAAUAUGUGAAACAGCAGUGCCGCCAGGCUGAAACGUAUCGAUCUCCUCUCGGAGAUCCGCAUGUGUCAGAUGGGCUGGAUAUUUUUUUGAAGAUGAUUGCUGAGAAAAACCAGUCAGAAGGUGUAUCAGCUUAUAGAAGGCAAGAAUCGUCAAACAUUCCUUUUACCGGUGUUACUCAGAUUCACUUUUUACCAGAAUACUUUGAGACAAGAAAUGUCUCUGCAUCAGCAUUUGCAGAGGCCAAAGCUUGGCCUGAAACAGAACUCCAGGAGAACGUCAGUCUGCCUCUUCAUCAGCAGGAGACGAGCAAAAAAAGAAACAUCACUAAAAACCCCACAGGAUCACGUCCAAAUAGUUUAGACAAUACCACAGAAGACGCAGGCAGACAAAAACCAAGCAAAAAGCAGCAAAUCUUCAAUACAAGCCUGUACAGUUUGCCUGCUGACCUCUCUCUGGAUAAUCAACUUAGUCCAGGGCAGGAAGGUGCAUUUGAUGCUGAUGAGACUUAUCACACAGAAAACAGUUAUGAAAUUGGUAUUGAUAAUUAUGCUUAUGACUAUGAAGAUCUUGACAAAAUGUUUGAAAUGGGAAGUGUCAGAGGUCCAAAGGGGGAAACUGGACCUCCUGGUCCUCCAGGUCCUCCAGGCUUACCUGGUCCAUCAGGAAAAAGAGGUCCUCGGGAGCAGCAGCCUUGCCAAGGGACAGAGCCCAGGCUCUGCCACAGUGAGCAGAACCCCAUGCCCCAGCUGCCAAGAGCAUGGGAGAAGCCUGUGCCUCUUCAAAGACUAGCUGAUGGGGCAAAAGAGGGUAAAUCUGUCUUUGCGCAACUGUGCGCAAAAGAAAAUGUUUACAAAGUCCCUGAGGUCAUGGUUGGUUUUGUGGGCUUUAGGGGGAUUCCAGGACCACAUGGUAAUCCAGGUUUGCCAGGAUUGCCAGGUCCAAAGGGCCCUAAAGGAGACCCAGGAUUCUCUCCAGGACGAGCAAAACGUGGAGAAAAGGGUGAUCCAGGCCCCAUGGGCUUUCCAGGCCCCCCUGGGAUCAAAGGCCAGAAGGGUCUUAAGGGUUAUCUGGGACUGCAGGGGCCACGGGGUGAGCAGGGAAUUCCAGGAAUGGCUGGCAAUAUUGGGGCAGUUGGUUACCCUGGCAGGCAGGGGUUAGCUGGACCAGAAGGUAACCCAGGUCCUAAAGGUCUAAGAUCUGAAUCUGGUAGUGCAGAAUCCAUCUCUGCUACUCCCUUUGCAAGCUGUACUGUCAUUUCUGCCAAGUCAGCAGCAUGUUUCUGUGUCCCUACAACUGAUUGUAUGAGGGAAUCUAUUUCUGACUUCGAGAGGAAGGGUUUCAUUGGACCUCCAGGUGUGGCAGGACAAAUAGGACCUGAAGGAGAAAGGGGUUUUCCAGGUGACUUUGGAAAUAGAGGCCCCCCUGGUCCAGAUGGGAAUCCUGGAAUUGUUGGUGGUGUUGGUCCUCCUGGAUUUCCAGGGCUAAGGGGAGGCACUGGGCCAGCAGGACCAAGUGGACCAUCGGGAAUUCCGGGGCCCACGGGUGAACAUGGCCUUGCAGGAGAGCCAGGAGACCAGGGGUACCCAGGAGACAAGGGUGCUCUUGGUUUACCAGGACCUCCAGGGGUCAGAGGAAAGCCAGGACCUCCAGGCAAAAUUGGAGAUCCCGGAUCCCAAGGACCAUUGGGUCCUCCUGGACCUGAGGGUUUUCCAGGGGAUAUUGGUGCACCUGGAUUAAAUGGCCCUGAAGGUCCUAAGGGACUUCUGGGUGACCGAGGGCCUCCAGGGCCACAAGGCCCCAAAGGAGUUGAGGGAGAAGUAGGACCACCUGGACCUAUUGGAGCAGUGGGCCCAAGAGGAAAGCCAGGACAAAAAGGUUAUAUAGGUGAUCCUGGACUAGAAGGUUUAAAGGGAGAACAAGGAGACCAAGGAAACCUUGGAAAAACCGGUGAAGCA
Apaloderma vittatum (bar-tailed trogon) is the source of this 2534-nucleotide messenger RNA. Its product is annotated as collagen alpha-1(XXIV) chain-like. The record is from RefSeq and is a predicted model, not a curated record. The annotation marks the transcript as partial. Lineage: Eukaryota; Metazoa; Chordata; Aves; Trogoniformes; Trogonidae. The transcript is spliced from 23 exons.